CACAGCGCACCACGAGCCGCUGAGCCGGUGAUAUAAAGCGCAUGCGCGGACAGCGGGGCCCUCACAGCGCCACGUCCCGUACACCUGAGCCGUCAUGUUGCGCUCCGUAGCUCUCGUUAUCCUCGUCGCCUUCCUGGUCCGGGCCGACAUCCCCGAGGAGAACGACGUGUUGGUGCUGAAGAAGGACACGUUUGACAAGGCGCUGGAGAAUGACUUCUUGAUGGUGGAGUUCUAUGCUCCCUGGUGUGGACACUGCAAGGCGCUCGUUCCAGAAUACGAGAAGGCUGCUAAGAAACUAAAAGAGGAAGGUUCAAAAAUCCGUUUGGCCAAGGUAGACGCCACGGAAGAAUCAGAGUUGGCGCAAGAGUUUGGCGUUCGAGGGUAUCCAACCAUCAAAUUUUUUAAAAAUGGAGAUAAAUCUUCACCUAAAGAGUAUUCAGCUGGCAGGGAGGCGGCCGACAUCAUCAACUGGCUGAAGAAACGUACCGGUCCGGCUGCUACCACUCUGGCUGACGAAGCUGCUGUGGCCGCAUUGAUUGAAUCCAGUGAAGUUGCGGUUAUUGGUUUCUUUAAGGACGAAACAUCUGACCUAGCCAAGAUGUUCCUGCAGGCAGCAGAGGCUGUGGAUGACAUUCCAUUUGGGAUCACGUCAAGUGAGGCGGCAUUCUCAAAGUAUGAAGUUCAGAAGGACAAUGAGGCCGUCCUCUUCAAGAAGUUCGAUGAAGGAAGGAACAACUAUGAUGGGGAACUAACAAAGGAAAGCUUCCUAAACUUCUUAAGAUCUAACCAGCUGCCUUUGGUCAUUGAGUUUACUGAACAGACAGCACCAAAGAUCUUCGGUGGGGAGAUUAAGACACACAUUCUGCAGUUCCUGCCAAAGAGUCUGCCUGACUACCAAGACAAACUGGACAACUUUAAGAAAGCAGCUGAAAGCUUCAAGGGAAAGAUCCUCUUCAUCUUCAUAGAUAGCGACCACACGGACAACCAACGUAUUCUGGAAUUUUUCGGAUUGAAAAAGGAAGAAUGCCCGGCUGUGAGACUGAUCACCCUGGAGGAGGAGAUGACCAAGUACAAGCCGGAGUCUGAUGACCUCUCAGCUGAGAAGAUCAAGGAUUUCUGUAACCGUUUCUUGGAGGGAAAAGUCAAGCCCCAUCUUAUGAGCCAGGAAAUCCCUGAGGACUGGGACAAGACCCCUGUCAGGGUAUUGGUUGGAAAGAACUUUGAAGAAGUGGCCUUUGAUGAGAACAAGAAUGUAUUUGUUGAGUUCUAUGCUCCCUGGUGCGGUCACUGCAAGCAGCUGACACCAAUCUGGGACCAGUUGGGGGAGAAGUUCAAGGACCAUGAGAACAUUGUCAUUGCUAAAAUGGAUUCCACAGCCAAUGAAAUCGAAGCAGUCAAGAUACACAGCUUCCCUACACUAAAAUAUUUUCCUGCGGGAUCAGAGAGGAAGGUGGUCGACUACAAUGGGGAGAGAACACUAGAUGGCUUUACAAACUUCUUGACAAGUGGUGGACAAGAUGUAGCAGCAGAUGAGGACCUCGAGGACCUGGAUGAGGCAGACGAGCCAGAAUUGGAUGAUGACGAAGAUGACCACAAAAAAGACGAAUUAUAAGGGACAAUGAGCUUAAAGUCCACAGCAGCCAGAAGACACUAAGAGUGGAUGGAGGGGAGGAAAUUAAAAACUUCUAGGAAUGUUUUACAUUGUCAGAGCUCUGAAAAAUCCAGGGAAACUCUUCGUCCCAAUCUGUACAUUAGGGUCCUUUAAAAUUUAUGGGGGGGCGGGAGGUGGUAUGGGAGCUUCAUGACCUAAUGUGUUAUGGUCUGCAGAGUUUAUUUUUCACUGUGAUGCGUAUAUAUAUGUGUAAUUUUCUUUUUUUUUUUUUUACACUUUUCAGUAAUUUUUUGCCCUGAUGUAAGUUUUGGCACUUGUCGCUUUCUGUAUUGUGUUAUGUCCUGUUUUACGUUUUAUUUUUUAAUUGUAAAUGUCAUAAAACUAAAUGAGUGCAAAUUUGCAUGGCCGGUGACCUGAAUAAGGGCUGCCCCCUCCUCUCCCAUCACAGCCACUCUUAAUUAGAAUUGGGGGGGUCCCUAAUUAGAGCUUUAUAUGCAGUAAUGUCUCCCCCCAGUUCAGCACCUUUUCCAUGCUGCCCUUUAAUAGUCUGUGGGUAUCUUGUGGCAGCUUUCAGUAUUUGAUGCAGUGUGAGGUCCUCCCUGAUAUAGGUGCCCACCGGAUGCAGCCCCCACCCUUCCCCUCAUCAACACUGGUACUUUAAUACAUUUAAUGCCAUUUGUGUUUUUGUCCUAAGGGACUACAGCCUCUGAGAUUGCAACAUAUGACACUUUUUUUUGUUUUUUUGUCACUAGAGGUAUGAAACGUCUGAUCCCGAAAAGCAUUCCAUCAUAUUUAAGUUUGGGCGUGUUGGCCAAAUAAAAUAAAAAAAACAUUUUAAUAAAAA
Hyla sarda is the source of this 2456-nucleotide messenger RNA. It is a transcript of the gene P4HB, whose product is annotated as prolyl 4-hydroxylase subunit beta. The record is from RefSeq and is a predicted model, not a curated record. Lineage: Eukaryota; Metazoa; Chordata; Amphibia; Anura; Hylidae. The transcript is spliced from 11 exons. Gene Ontology annotation, molecular function: protein disulfide isomerase activity. Gene Ontology annotation, biological process: response to endoplasmic reticulum stress; protein folding. Bases 95 to 1612 code for a protein of 505 amino acids. Gene Ontology annotation, cellular component: endoplasmic reticulum.